CAGAACGAGUCUUCCCAGGGCUCUGGAUAGACAUCCCGUGGAAUCUGCGGCGGAGAAUCCGGGGACAUGGGGGAGCCAACAGCUUUGAAGGUCCUGCAGCGGUGCUACGAAUACAAACGGUCGGCGCGAGAAGCGCGCCCCGGCACAGCCGUCGGGCCGCAGGGACUCGUUGCUGGAGGCUGGGCUCCCGGGUUCUCGGGUUGCAUAUGCUACCACCUCCUUUGCCCGUUGUGCGGGGCUAGAAGCCUUCGGAACCCUUUCUUUGCUGGGCCGUUCUGGAUCCCAGCUGUACUUUUAUCAUACUCUUCUUCAGAAUAUUUAUUCUGCUGGUACAGAAGAGGAUGUGUUCCAGGGACAUACUUUGUUGUCCGAAAUUCCAUAACCAGAGUGGCUUCAUUUGAGAGGAGCAGCAUUCCCAGAGAAUUUAAUACUCAAGGUGAAAAAUUAGAUAAUUUGCAAAGCUGGAGUUGAAUCAAACGUUAAAUAAUGGCAACAGGUGACUUAAAAAGAAGCUUACGGAACUUAGAACAAGUGCUUCGCUCGCUAAAUUAUCCUAGAGAGGUGGAUUGUGUAGGUUUGGUAAAGGGAGAUACAGCAGCCUCUCUGCCCAUCAUCAGCUAUUCCCUUACCUCAUACUCACCCUAUGUAGCAGAACUGCUGGUCGACUCCAAUGUUGAGCUCCUAGCAAAGAAUGACUUGCGCUUCAUAGAUACUGUCUAUAAGCUUCUUCGUGAUCAAUUUAAUUAUAAACCAAUCUUGACAAAAAAACAGUUUAUUCAGUGUGGAUUUGCAGAAUGGAAAAUCCAAAUUAUAUGUGAUAUUUUGAAUUGUGUGAUGAAAAAGCACAAGGAGUUGAGUAGUCUUGAGAAGACUCCAUCACAACAAAGAAAAAAAACCAGUUCUGCUAAGUCAGAACCUUGUUCAAGUGCUGAGAAGACAUCUACUGAACCUGUGGGCAUUGAUGUCACUGGCAGAUUUAUGACUUCAGGAAAGAAGAAAGCUGUGGUGAUCCGACACCUGUACAAUGAAGAUGGUGCUAACAUUCCUGAAGAUACAGAAACAGAUGUUAACGAAGCAUUUGAUGUUUGUGACUUAAAGGCUGCUGAAAUAACAAUUCCUGAAUUACAGGUUUCUGACAUUAACUGUGAGCAACAAGAUAUAAAAGUCAAUCCUGAGGUUACUGCAUUACAGUCUAUGCUUGCUGAAUGCCAAGAAAAGCUUAAGAAACUGACUUGCAUAGAAAGUAGAUUAGAAUCUUUGGAAGAAAAAAUGAAAGGGAAAGUGAUGGUGAAUGAAAAAACCUGGGCCAAUCUUCUGAGUCGUGUCACUCUUCUCGAAACAGAAAUGCUUUUAUCUAAAAAGAAUGAUGAAUAUGUAGAGUUUAAUGAGAUGAGUGAAGACUAUGCUUCCAGUAGUGACAUGGACAGUCUCAAUCCAGAUAGAAAAAGCAAAGAGGAAAGGCAUGCAAAUAUUCCUUUGUCCUCUGGUUAUAGUACGGUGUCAUCAGAUUCAACUCCCAGAACCUCAACUGUUAAUUACUGUGGUUUGAAAGAGUUCUCAGAGGAAACAACAAUGCAGAAAAUGGAAAGGAUGAAAAAAAUGUUUGAAGAAACUGCAGAGUUACUGAAAUGCCCAAAUCACUAAUUAUAGAAUUGUCUGCAUGAACUUCUCUAGGACUUUGGCUACUGUACAUGUUGUAUAUUUUAAAGAGUUCUCUAUGCAAUUUUAAUACACUGGAAUGUUCUUAUUAGAAUUUGAAUUCCAUUUGGUAUAUUCGCUUUUUGGUUCCAUAUUGAAUAAAUACUUAAAUAUUUUUGCGCUUUGAUUAUACUGCUUUACUGUUUUGCUAUUCUUAGGACAGCUAAGGUGCCAGUACACUUCUUUUAAAGUGUGAAGUCAUUCCAGCACUGUAUUUUUGUGUCGACAUUUGUUGGCAGUGUGCUAAAUAAUGUGUUUUUUAAAGUACAGGCUUGAGGACCAUGGUUUACAUCCUGUUGGAAACGCUUCACCGGGGACUUGCAUGUCGUCCCCAGGAGGCUCUCAUACAUACCAUCUUGCCAUCUGUACUGACGAAUAUGUUGUAAUGAAAAGUUGAAAAUACUCAUUGAAAUUUAAAUAAAACAAAGAUACAACUGUU
Molecule: messenger RNA, 2137 nt
Organism: Dama dama (fallow deer)
Lineage: Eukaryota; Metazoa; Chordata; Mammalia; Artiodactyla; Cervidae
Gene: CEP44
Product: centrosomal protein 44
Exons: 13
Coding region: 487-1644 (385 amino acids)
Cellular component (GO): spindle pole; centrosome
Source: RefSeq, a predicted model, not a curated record